Molecule: messenger RNA, 1768 nt
Organism: Scomber scombrus (Atlantic mackerel)
Lineage: Eukaryota; Metazoa; Chordata; Actinopteri; Scombriformes; Scombridae
Gene: eaf1
Product: ELL associated factor 1
Exons: 6
Coding region: 154-981 (275 amino acids)
Biological process (GO): positive regulation of DNA-templated transcription; regulation of transcription elongation by RNA polymerase II
Cellular component (GO): super elongation complex
Molecular function (GO): transcription elongation factor activity
Source: RefSeq, a predicted model, not a curated record
GCGGAUGUUUUGCUAAACGGUUAGCCGCUGUGCUAACUUAGUCUUAUAUAGUUUGACUUCUUACUCUAAAACAAUCUCCGUGAAUACCUCAAAUAAAUUAAAACAUAUUACAUGUACAUGUUGGGGGUUUUAACCUGUUAAACACCGGAGACUAUGAACGGGAGCACGAAUCCGCUGCUGGACAAAGAGGAGCAUGUUUUGAAGCUCGGAGAAAGCUUUGAGAAGAGGCCAAAAUCUUCCUUUCACACCAUCAGAUAUGACUUCAAACCAGCAUCUAUUGACACGAGCUGUGAGGGAGAGCUGCAAGUUGGCAAAGGAGAUGAAGUGACCAUAACGUUACCUCACAUUCCAGGCUCCACGCCUCCCAUGACGGUCUUCAAAGGAAACAAGCGGCCGUACCAGAAGGACUGUGUGCUCAUCAUUAACCACGACACCGGGGAGUUCGUACUGGAGAAGCUGAGCAGCAGCAUCCAGGUCAAGAAAACCAGGGCGGAGGGCAGCAGUAAGAUCCAGGCUCGGAUCGAGCAGCAGUCGGUCCGGUCCAGCCAGCCCACCUCUCAGUUCCGGGCCCCCACAAAGCCCGGGGUCGGGGUCAAGACCUCCCCAUCUCCUUCCAAGGAUAAUCCUUCUCCUGAGCCGCAGCUCGAUGACAUCAAGAGAGAGCUUCGAGCAGAGGUGGAUGUGAUCGAGCAGAUGAGCAGCAGCGGCAGCAGCAGCUCCUCCGACUCAGCCAGCGCCUCGGGGAGCGGCGACGACAGCAGCAGCAGCGACGGGGAGCACGACGCCCCCCGACCGCUCAGCCAGCCGCUCAGCCAGCCGCUCAGCCAACCUCUCAGCCAACCGCUCAGCCAACCCUCCCCCAACCGCCACUCCAUGGCCAACGGGGGAGCCGACCGGCAGCAGGGCAGCAACCAGCUCAUGAACACACUCCGAAACGAUCUUCAGCUCAGCGAGUCGGGCAGCGACAGCGACGAUGACUGAACUCCCUGCUGGUCAGUCUCUCUCUCCUUCCACACUCCUCCUCCUCCUCCUCCUCCUCUUCCUCCCUUCUGCCUGGUUCACUUGUUCCUUUGCUGUGACCGCUGACCCAGCUGUAUAUUCUCGGUUUGACUGUAAUUUUCUUCUUUUUUUCUUUCCAUUUUUGUUAUUUUUUAGUAUAUCCUUUAAAGCUGGCCAGCCUGGAACUUUUAAGAGUGUAUUUUUUAUUAGAUGUAUAUUUUGUUUUUGUAUAGCAUAAACUUUAGAAGAGAGAAAACUUUUACUUGAGAGGUAUGGAAGAUUAUAUAUUAGAGUGCACAUACAUAUUUUCUGUACUUUAGAGCAGCUAGUUUUAUCUACUCGUAUCGUGUCUCGUCUUUUAAGGAGAGGAGGAAGAAGAAGUGGAAGAGAUAGUUUCACCCUCUCCUUUUGUCUCUUCAUCUAUCAGAAAUAGAGAGAUAAGCCUCUCCUUAUCGUCAUGUUUUUAUCAGUUUGCUGAGAAUAGAAAAAAAAGUACAGAAUUGCUCAGAUAUUCUGCAACACAUCACAUAAAAAACUAUUUCCUCCAUUAGUUUAUCUAGUUUGUGUUGAGAUUACGAUGCUCUGCGUCCUCCUAAUCUCAACUCUAGUUUCUUAGUGUUGGUUUUAAUGAGAAAUGCAUUUUAAUAAACGUCAUGCUGAAGCUAAAGCUUAUGUCACAUGACUUUCAUUAAGAGAUAAAGCAAGUGUUAUUCUAUAUUUUUUCUUUAUUGUCAACAAAUCUCCCAUGAGAAGAUCAAAACCAACAACG